Molecule: messenger RNA, 5240 nt
Organism: Lepus europaeus (European hare)
Lineage: Eukaryota; Metazoa; Chordata; Mammalia; Lagomorpha; Leporidae
Gene: BCL9L
Product: BCL9 like
Exons: 10
Coding region: 661-5148 (1495 amino acids)
Biological process (GO): positive regulation of transcription by RNA polymerase II; canonical Wnt signaling pathway; negative regulation of transforming growth factor beta receptor signaling pathway
Cellular component (GO): beta-catenin-TCF complex
Molecular function (GO): transcription coactivator activity; beta-catenin binding
Source: RefSeq, a predicted model, not a curated record
GGCCGGACGCCCGCACGCCUGGGUCCCCCGGCGCCGCGCCGCCAGGGGGCUGCGACCCGGACCCUCGGCGUCCGACCAACAAUAAGCGCCCAGACAGCCCCCUCCCCGCCCCGUGCCCGCCGUCCCCGCGGGCCUCGGGGAAAGUGAAAGGAGGAGGCGAAGGAAGGAAGGAAGGAAGGAAGGAAGGAAGGGAGGAGGAGGAGCAGGAGCCGGAGCCCUGAGGUUCGGGGCCGAGACCCCAGCCCCGAGCCCCAGCCGGGCGGGUGCGCGCACUCUCCCGCCGCUGCCCGGCGCCCACGACCAUGCUCCGCAGUUGGGAGGCAGGAACCCAGGCGCCCCGCGAUUCCCGGACACCCUCUCCCGGGCCGGGCUGGGAUUGAGAUCAAGGCGUCCAGGAUCAAAAGAUCACCGCCUGCCCGCCCUCUCCGCACCUCCAACUGUGAAUCAGAAGGACCCCAAGCCACCCACCGACCCUGACCUGGUCAUGGCGUCCAGCUCCGGCCUGGCGUGAGGAUCCCCGGACCCGAGCGAGGGAGCCCCCAUCCCGAGCCUGAGCCUGACACCCACUAGUCCCGAGGUGAGAGUCCGUGCUCCAGUACCGAGUACCUGGCUGGGCCCUGGGCACGCACAGGGGCCGUAGCCCCACUGUGUGUGGGAACCAUGAGGAUCCUGGCUAACAAGACAAGGUUACCCCAUCCCAGGAGGAGAGAAGCUCCGGGGAGCCCGCCGCUGUCCCCCCGCGGCCACUGCCCCCCUGCCCCAGCCAAGCCAAUGCACCCAGAAAAUAAACUGACCAAUCAUGGCAAGACAGGGAAUGCCGGGGCCCAGUCCCAGCACCAGAAUGUGAACCAAGGACCCACCUGCAACCUGGGCUCGAAGGGCGUGGGGGCGGGGAACCAUGGGGCCAAGGCCAACCAGAUCUCACCUAGCAACUCCAGUCUGAAGAACCCCCAGGCAGGGGUGCCCCCUUUCAGCUCGCUCAAGGGCAAGGUGAAGCGGGAGCGCAGCGUGUCUGUGGACUCCGGAGAGCAGCGGGAGGCUGGGACCCCGUCCCUGGACUCAGAGGCCAAAGAGGUGGCGCCGAGGAGCAAGCGGCGCUGUGUGCUGGAGCGGAAGCAGCCGUACAGCGGGGAUGAGUGGUGCUCCGGCCCGGACAGCGAGGAGGACGACAAGCCGGUCGCGGCCACCCACAACUGUAAUGUAGCAGACCCAGCCAUGGCGGCCCCGCAGCUGGGCCCCGGCCCAACUGCCCAGCUGCCCCUCAGCGAGAGCAGUGCACCAGGGCCCCCGCACGGCCCCCCGCCAGGCCUCCGGACAGAUGCAGCCGGGGGCGGGGGUGGCGGCGUCGGGGGCAAGCCGACCUCUCAGUUCGUGUAUGUCUUCACCACCCACCUGGCUAACACGGCUGCCGAGGCAGUGCUGCAGGGCCGGGCCGACUCCAUCCUCGCCUACCACCAGCAGAACGUGCCCCGGGCCAAGCUGGACCAGGCCCCCAAAGUGCCACCCACCCCAGAACCGCUACCCCUGAGCACGCCGUCAGCAGGUACCCCACAGUCUCAGCCACCUCCGCUGCCGCCGCCACCGCCGCCACCCCCAGCCCCCGGCAGUGCCCCCCCGGCUCUGCCCUCCGAGGGACCUCCUGAGGACCCCGGUGGUCAGGACCUGGCCCCCAACUCGGUGGGAGCUGCCAGCACGGGUGGUGGGACUGGGGGCACCCACCCUAACACCCCAACAGCUGCCACCGCCAAUAGCUCCAUGCCUCCCGGAGGAGACCCCGGGGCUGCCCCAGGCCCUGCCCUGCUGGGGGAGGCGGCCCCUGCGGGCAAUGGGCAGCGCAGCCUGGUGGGCUCCGAGGGCCUGUCCAAAGAGCAGCUGGAGCACCGGGAGCGCUCCCUACAGACCCUGCGAGACAUCGAGCGGCUCCUGCUCCGCAGCGGGGAGGCCGAGCCCUUCCUCAAGGCACCCCCAGGAGGAGCUGGCGAGGGGGGCGCCCCGGCGCAAGCCCCGCCUGCCCCCCAGCAGCCCACGGCGGCGCCCCCCAGCGGGCUGAAGAAGUAUGAGGAGCCCUUGCAGUCCAUGAUGUCGCAGACACAGAGCCUCGGGGGCCCCCCGCUGGAGCACGACGUGCCUGGACACCCCCCCGGCGGGGACAUGGGGCCGCAGAUGAACAUGAUGAUGCAGAGGCUAGGCCAGGACAGCCUGACGCCUGAGCAGGUGGCCUGGCGCAAGCUGCAGGAGGAGUACUACGAGGAGAAGCGGCGGAAGGAAGAGCAGAUCGGGCUGCACGGGGGCCGCCCCCUGCAGGACAUGAUGGGCAUGGGGGGCAUGAUGGUGAGGGGGCCCCCGCCUCCCUACCACAGCAAGCCUGGGGAUCAGUGGCCACCCGGAAUGGGUGGCCAGCUGCGCGGACCCAUGGAUGUCCAGGAUCCCAUGCAGCUCCGGGGAGGCCCUCCCUUCCCUGGGCCCCGUUUCCCAGGCAACCAGAUGCAGCGGGUGCCCGGGUUUGGGGGCAUGCAAAGCAUGCCCAUGGAGGUGCCCAUGAAUGCCAUGCAGAGGCCUGUGCGGCCCGGCAUGGGCUGGACCGAAGACCUGCCCCCUAUGGGGGGCCCCAGCAACUUUGCCCAGAACGCUGUGCCCUACCCAGGUGGGCAGGGGGAGGCCGAGCGAUUCAUGACCCCUCGGGUCCGGGAGGAGCUGCUGCGACACCAGCUGCUGGAGAAGCGGUCGAUGGGCAUGCAGCGGCCCCUGGGCAUGGCAGGCGGCGGCAUGGGGCAGAGCAUGGAGAUGGAGCGGAUGAUGCAGGCGCACCGGCAGAUGGAUCCUGCCAUGUUCCCUGGGCAGAUGGCUGGCGGCGAGGGCCUGGCGGGCACCCCCAUGGGCAUGGAGUUCGGAGGAGGUCGGGGCCUCCUGAGCCCGCCCAUGGGGCAGUCUGGGCUGAGGGAGGUGGACCCACCCAUGGGGCCGGGCAACCUCAACAUGAACAUGAAUGUGAACAUGAACAUGAACAUGAACCUGAAUGUGCAGAUGACCCCACAGCAGCAGAUGCUGAUGUCACAGAAGAUGCGGGGUCCUGGGGACAUGAUGGGGCCCCAGGGCCUCAGUCCCGAGGAGAUGGCCCGGGUUCGGGCCCAGAACAGCAGUGGCAUGAUGGGCGGCCCGCAGAAGAUGCUCAUGCCCUCCCAGUUUCCCAGCCAGGGCCAGCAGGGCUUCUCCGGGGGCCAGGGGCCCUACCAAGCCAUGCCGCAGGACAUGGGCAACACCCAAGACAUGUUCAGCCCUGACCAGAGCUCCAUGCCCAUGGGCAGUGUGGGCACCACCCGGCUCAGCCACAUGCCCCUGCCUGCCGCGUCCAAUCCUCCCCCCGGGCCCGUGCAUUCAGCCCCGAGCCGGGGGCUGGGCAGGCGGCCUUCAGACCUCACCAUCAGUAUUAACCAGAUGGGCUCGCCGGGCAUGGGGCACCUGAAGUCGCCCACCCUUAGCCAGGUGCACUCGCCCCUGGUCACCUCGCCCUCUGCCAACCUCAAGUCGCCCCAGACCCCCUCCCAGAUGGUGCCCUUGGCUUCCGCCAACCCGCCAGGACCUCUCAAGUCGCCCCAGGUCCUCAGCUCCUCCCUCAGCGUCCGGUCGCCCACUGGCUCGCCCAGCAGGCUCAAGUCUCCCUCCAUGGCGGUGCCUUCUCCAGGCUGGGUUGCCUCGCCUAAGACAGCCAUGCCCAGCCCUGGGGUCUCGCAGAACAAGCAGCCACCUCUCACCAUGAACUCUUCUGCGCCCCUGGGCAACGUGGAACAGGGUGCCCUCCCACCUAGCGGCCCCCGGAGCAGCUCCUCCGCGCCUCCCGCCAACCCUCCCAGCAGCCUCAUGAACCCCAGCCUACCGUUCACCUCCUCCCCAGACCCCACACCUUCCCAGAACCCCCUGUCACUGAUGAUGUCGCAGAUGUCCAAGUACGCCAUGCCCAGCUCCACCCCGCUGUACCACAAUGCCAUCAAGACCAUCGCCACCUCCGACGACGAGCUGCUGCCCCCACCACCGCCUCCGCAGGGCUCUGGGCCAGGCAUCAGCAACAACCAGCCCAACCAGAUGCACCUGAACUCGGCUGCUGCCCAGAGCCCUAUGGCCAUGAACCUGCCAGGCCAGCAGCCCCUGUCCCAUGAGCCCCCGCCUACCAUGUUGCCCUCCCCCACUCCCCUGGGCUCCAACAUUCCACUGCAUCCCAACGCGCAAGGGACAGCAGGGCCCCCUCAAAACUCAAUGAUGAUGGCCCCUGGGGGCCCAGACUCCCUGAAUGCCCCCUGCGGCCCUGUGCCCAGUUCUUCCCAGAUGCUGCCCUUCCCCCCGCGGUUACAGCAGCCCCAUGGUGCCAUGGCCCCCACUGGGGGUGGGGGCGGGGGGCCUGGCCUGCAGCAGCACUACCCUUCAGGCAUGCCCCUGCCCCCAGAGGACCUGCCCAGCCAGCCCCCGGGCCCCAUGCCUCCCCAGCAGCACCUCAUGGGCAAAGGCAUGGCUGGGCGCGUGGGCGACACCUACCCACCAGGCGUGCUCCCUGGGGUGGCAUCCGUGCUGAACGACCCCGAGCUGAGUGAGGUGAUCCGGCCCACCCCGACGGGGAUCCCCGAGUUCGACUUGUCGAGGAUCAUCCCCUCUGAGAAGCCAAGCAGCACCCUCCAGUACUUCCCCAAGAGCGAGAACCAGCCCCCCAAGGCCCAGCCCCCCAACCUGCAUCUCAUGAACCUGCAGAACAUGAUGGCGGAGCAGACCCCUUCUCGGCCCCCCAACCUCCCGGGACAGCAGGGCGUCCAGCGGGGGCUCAACAUGUCCAUGUGCCACCCCGGACAGAUGUCCUUGCUGGGCAGGACAGGAGUGCCCCCGCAGCAGGGCAUGGUGCCCCACGGCCUGCACCAGGGAGUCAUGUCCCCCCCACAAGGCCUCAUGGCCCAGCAGAAUUUCAUGCUGAUGAAGCAACGGGGCGUGGGGGGCGAGGUCUACAGCCAGCCCCCCCACAUGCUGUCCCCGCAGGGCUCCCUCAUGGGCCCCCCGCCCCAGCAGAACCUCAUGGUGUCCCACCCCCUGCGGCAGCGCAGCGUGUCUCUGGACAGCCAGAUGGGCUACCUCCCGGCGCCGGGCGGCAUGGCCAACCUGCCCUUCUAGCGGUCCCUGCGAGGGCGGAGCUGGGGCAAGCUUGCAAAUAUGCUAACCUAAAGAAAACUUCCCCGCCGUGUUGGGAUGGCCUGGGUCCAGGG